AUGACUGAUGAACUUUUAAGAGACAUAUCAUUCAAUCUGAUCGCCGCCGGCAGAGACACCAUAAGUUCAGGCCUCACUUGGUUUUUCUGGCUCGUCGCAACACACCCAUCAGUAGAAUCAAAAAUUCUUGCAGAAAUAAAAUCAAAUUUUCAGAAAAAUGGGGACACUGAUAGACUCGUUGAAAGUGCAGAUGAUAAGUUGAAGAAAUUCAUUUAUCUCCACGCCGCCUUCUGUGAAACGUUAAGACUAUACCCACCGCUGCCAAUCAACCACAAAACGGCUGCGAAAGCAGACGUUCUUCCCAGUGGUCAUUUUGUGAAGAGAAAUGAAAGGGUGUUGCUUUCGUUUUACACAAUGGCCAGGAUGGAGGAAAUAUGGGGAGAAGAUUGCUUAGAAUUCAAGCCGGAGAGGUGGAUUUCGAAGACGGAAGGGUUUGUUCAUGUUCCUUCUUAUAAGUUUGUAGCAUUUCAUGCUGGACCCAGAAAUUGUUUGGGGAAGGAUCAGAGUUUCAUUCAGAUGAAGAUGGCUGCCAUUGUUAUCAUCAAGAGUUAUCAUGUGCAGGUGGUGGAAGAUCAUCCUAUUUCGACUAGUGACUCCAUUGUUCUUCAUAUGAAGCACGAUUUGAAGGUUCGGGUUUCCAAGAGAAAGAUCUGUUGA
Mangifera indica (mango) is the source of this 657-nucleotide messenger RNA. RefSeq names its product alkane hydroxylase MAH1-like. Gene Ontology annotation, molecular function: oxidoreductase activity, acting on paired donors, with incorporation or reduction of molecular oxygen; iron ion binding; heme binding. The record is from RefSeq and is a predicted model, not a curated record. Bases 1 to 657 code for a protein of 218 amino acids. NCBI's taxonomy places the organism in Eukaryota, Viridiplantae, Streptophyta, Magnoliopsida, Sapindales, Anacardiaceae. The transcript has a single exon.